Messenger RNA from Neolamprologus brichardi, 1914 nucleotides. It is a transcript of the gene nsun4, whose product is annotated as NOP2/Sun RNA methyltransferase 4. Gene Ontology annotation, molecular function: RNA methyltransferase activity. The record is from RefSeq and is a predicted model, not a curated record. NCBI's taxonomy places the organism in Eukaryota, Metazoa, Chordata, Actinopteri, Cichliformes, Cichlidae. Gene Ontology annotation, biological process: rRNA methylation. Gene Ontology annotation, cellular component: mitochondrial large ribosomal subunit.
UGUCAGCGCAAAGUCGGACGAAAAAAAAGCUGGGACACGGCAAGAUGGCGCUGCUCUGGGACACCAGCCUGCUGUUAAGAAAAGUUAAAGAUUUAAGAUGUUUGACACCCAGACGACACCGAGUGAAAGAGAAAUGGGCUGCUACACGUCCCAAGUUCCCACCCACCAGAUUGGCCGUGCAUCACUUUGACGCCACCUAUAGCACCCCUCUGGGGCAGCUGUGGCCCUCAGUGCGACUCGCCAUGCUGUCAGAGAGAAAAUAUGGAGCCCUGCUCAAUAAUUUCUCCUAUAACGCUGUUCUGACAGAGCUCAAAGCUCAGGGAUGCGUAGAUUUCAUCAGUGAAAGAGAGAAAGACGUUCCUUCUUACUUGGAGGAAAAAUCCAAGGAACCUAGUGAUGUUUCCACGAAGAGCUCUGACGUUGAUGGUGAGCAGCUAUCUCUAAGCCCAAACAUCAAGUGUUUAGUGUUUCCGAGAGGCGAUGUAACGCGAUUCAAGCCUGCAAGGCCAGACAAGAACGGCCUGUUGGGUUACUACCUGAUGGACGCAGCAUCUCUGCUGCCCUGUCUUGCACUGGAUGUUCAAGAAGGUCACAGCGUGCUUGACCUCUGUGCUGCUCCAGGAGGCAAGACCCUGGCUUUGCUUCAGACCCAGGCCAUCAGGUUUUUGUGCAUAAAUGACAGCUCAGUGUCUCGAACACUACGACUGAGGAAGGUCCUCCACAGCUAUGUUCCUAAGCAUUUUUUGACAAAUGAGAACCUGCGCAUCACCUCUUUCGAUGGCACCAAAUGGGGGGAAAUUGAAAGCAACACUUUUGACAGAGUCCUUGUUGACGUUCCCUGCACCACAGACAGACAUUCACUCAUGGAGGACGACAACAACAUAUUCAGUAAGAGUCGGACUGGGGAGAGACGCAGGCUCCCGCAGGUACAGCUGGAGCUGCUGCUAGCGGGAAUCCAGGCCGCUUGUCCUGGUGGGGAGAUCCUCUACUCCACCUGCACGCUCUCACAGAACCAGAACCUCAGUGUGGUUGAACAGGCUAUCUACCAAGCUCGAGAGAAAGAUGGCAUCCAUCUACAGGUUGUGGAUCUGAGGCCCCUGAUGCGCAUGUUCGGGAACACCUUUCACUUCGCUCCGGACCUCCACCUGGGCGAGAUGGUCAUCCCGCACGUAGCAGCUAACUUUGGACCCAUUUACAUGUGCAAGCUAAAGAGGCUGACGUAGGACGUGGACUCUUGCACAAGUUCACCUGAGACUUUCAAAUACUGAGCAACUCUGCUGCCAGAGUCAGCUGGAUUUGCAAACUGCUUCUGGUGGACCCGGGCUUUCAUCAUAACUGUUUUCUGGAGCUUUUUGAAGCCUUCUAAGCCAACCAUGACUCUCAGAGACGUUUCUCCUUUUUCCUCUGUUUUCUCAGUCCUAUAUGAUUACUAAGCCUUAACACUGGGUCACCUUUGCAGGCUACACAGCACAUGCAAAUAAUAUCAGUUUUAGAUUGUGCAGGUAAAGCAUGAGACAAACAGGAAAGAGAUUUUUCCUCAGUGCAGAUUUGGAUCAGUGAAUUCACCAGACACGAGGACAGGUGACUCUGAGCGCACAAUAUCCUAACACUUUUUUUUUGCAGCUUUCUAGAAGGGUCCUUAUGCUUUAAAACUAGCUGCACGAGCUGAUGAAUGACCUCUUUUUAGUUUCAAAGGGACGUGAGGAGCACUUCCUAAAGUCUGGCCUGCAUUGACCCAUCCCUUCAGUGUCCUCAUCAUUCAUGCUGGUCAUCGUGAUUGAUGCGGAAGCACUAAACUGCUGUUAAACGAAUAAUUAAACUGAACUUAUCGACGAUGUGGAUGUUUAGGUUUUUAUCAGUAAACCAUUCAAAUUAAUGUAACUUAAAGUUACAUUAUCACUAGAAUUCACCCGA